AUGGCAGACCUGGAUGAAGAGGCCAUUAACCAACCUCUCAGUUCAUCGCAUGAUGCUUCUGCUAAUAUUGAUCAGGAUGUCUCCGACGAAACACAGGAUUUCCGCUUCUUAAGCACCUUUGCUACACUGUCAGACCCCACACAACCUCAGACGCUUCCUCGGCGGGGAGACAAAGACUUUGAACCCAACCCAACCCUCCACCAAGCCAAUGUCCUAACUUCCGCGCGCAAUGCAAUGCACAAUGCUCUCUCUUACCCGCGUCUACAUAACCCGAAAAGCCGAAUAAUAGGUGUCUACUAUCCUGAUGGCCUCCAGAGUGGCGCUUGUGUCUGUGUUCCCAAUCCCAAAGGACAGCAUUUUCGAACAAUAGCCCAGGCCGAUAGUUUGAAUCGUAUGUGGUUGCUGCCAGAAGAAGCGCUCUAUUUGCUUGAGAGAGGCAGCCUGGACAUUAGAUGGCCGGCAGAGGAAACUUGGGAGAAAGGAAUACCAGAGACUUCUUCGUUUGAGCUGGAGGGGACCGUUCCUAUGAGUCUACAAGCUGCAUAUGCGUGUUUCCUUGGUCGUAGCGGUUUGACCAUGGAAAGAUUCUCGGUGUACUCGGGAUUGAGACGAGGAGGUUAUGUUGUCGUUCGAGCUGAUACUUGGGAUGAAGAAAAUUGCCCUACAGAUUUUCAGACACAAACAGAAUCUAAGAAGCCAGUGCCAACACCUGCUCCUGGGGUUAUGAAUGAUAUUUACCGCUCUCUAUCCAUUAUACCUGCAUAUGACCCUUCUCACCCUGACGAUGAAAUCAACAAAAAUCCUCCGUCCUCUCCUUACAAAAUAGCAUUCUAUGUUUAUAAACCCUCUACGCCAUAUAAGAAAUCUAACCCAGGCCCACCAGACUUUAGACUUGCUGUUGUCGAUGCCCGGUCGAACCCCGUUAUCCCCACGCUUGAGAAUCUAAGCGCUCUUCUGGCUAGUACUCCACAAGACCCUCCUCGUGGCGAGAAGAUGGAUCGAUUACUCUAUAUGCGUCUUCGACACGGGUAUCGAAACGUGAUAUUAGCGGUGGUAGAUCAGGGGGUCGUUAGUUAUUUGCGUAUCAGCGACGCUGGGUUUAUGAAGGAGCCUUUAUAUUCGCAGAAAAGGAACCUUGGACCUGGAAAUAAAGGAGAUUCUAACUUUUGUUCCCUUCCAGCCAUCAUCAUUGAUAUAGAUCCAAACCAAAGAGAGGAAAUAUAUGACCAAACUGAUCUCAAGGGGCGUUUAAUAUACCCAUUCUUCUUAGACAUUCCGUUGAACGAUGUGGCAGACCACAGAAUGUAA
This is a messenger RNA of Trichophyton verrucosum HKI 0517, 1308 nucleotides long. Its product is annotated as tRNA splicing endonuclease subunit (Sen54), putative. Bases 1 to 1308 code for a protein of 435 amino acids. Gene Ontology annotation, biological process: tRNA-type intron splice site recognition and cleavage. The record is from RefSeq and is a predicted model, not a curated record. NCBI's taxonomy places the organism in Eukaryota, Fungi, Ascomycota, Eurotiomycetes, Onygenales, Arthrodermataceae. Gene Ontology annotation, cellular component: tRNA-intron endonuclease complex. The transcript is spliced from 4 exons.